GUCGCGCAGUUGCAAAGCUCCGCAUCUGCCUCCUCUGCACUUUGCCUAUCCCUAGGAGGGCUCAUCAGAGAAGAAAGAAUGGCUGUCAGACACCUGCCAACAGUAGUCCAGGACAGGAAUGUGUGGCAGAAAUCAGGAGAGGGAUCAGUGACCUUCAAGGAUGUGGCUGUGCUCUUCACCCAGGAAGAAUGGGGGCAGCUGAGCCCUGCCCAGAGGGCCCUGUACAGGGAUGUGAUGCUGGAGAACUACAGCAACCUGGUCUCCCUAGGACUCUUAGGACCGAAACCAGAUACAUUUUCCCAGCUGGGACAGGGGGAAAAAUGGAUGCCAGAGGAUGCUUCAGGCGGCUUCUGUCUUGCUUACUUCAGGAAUGAAUGGGAAAGAGAAGCAAUGAAAAGGAGACUUUUUCUUGAUAGGAUUUCACAAGAAUCUCUGUGUUUAGUAUCUAGUCCUCACAUUGCAUUUCUUAGUACAGUCUUAAAUAGACUUAAGUUAAAAAACAGAUAGUCACAAACAUACACGAAAAACUA
This is a messenger RNA of Cynocephalus volans (Philippine flying lemur), 530 nucleotides long. RefSeq names its product zinc finger protein 454-like. The transcript is spliced from 5 exons. NCBI's taxonomy places the organism in Eukaryota, Metazoa, Chordata, Mammalia, Dermoptera, Cynocephalidae. Gene Ontology annotation, biological process: regulation of DNA-templated transcription. The coding region runs from base 79 to 507 and encodes 142 amino acids. The record is from RefSeq and is a predicted model, not a curated record.